ACCCCAUCUGUCUCAUAUCACUUGAAAUGUCAUUUCCGGGCUUCUAAUUUUCGAAAUGUUCCGCGGGAGGCCACCUUCAUCCCCUGUUGAGCACUUUUCCUUCCGUGCAUCCCCCCACUCCCCCCGCCCUCCCCCACCCAUCCAUGGUCUCUGGGCCCGCCCGUGGUCUUCAUUAGCCGAGUCGGAGCAAAACAGUAGGGUGUUAAAAACGCAUUUCAUUUCAUUUCGUUCAGACUAAGAUGAACUUUACUACACUUAUGAACGUUAAAUCACAUAAAAAUAAAUAUGCAAAAAACUGGCCUCAUUUGCUUUAUAGCAGAAAUUACACACAUUUUGCAGUCUGGAUUGCCUUUGACAUGGAUAAAUUAAAUGUGGUUAAGGGGGCGCUGUGUUUUGUUUAUAAAUAAGGUUUCCUGUUUGAUACGCUGGUGUAAUAGAAGCGAAAGAGAAACUACUUGUUACUUGGUGUAAAACGUUCACUACCGGUAACUGACAAUGACUCAACAAGCAAGUUAAAAUCAUUUCUAUCAAGUUUAAACCGGUCGUGAAUGAAGAGACAAGUUGUUCACUACUCGGUGACACAUUUCCUGAUCAACUCAUUUGUUUGAAUGUUUAGGUAUAUCGCGUCCAAAGACCCCGUUCACCUUAAGUAGGGCCUACUGACAUGAAAGACUAACGAAUUUAACGAAAUUAUGUAAAUGGAAGCGGCACAUGAUGUGGUGCUGUUAACCCGUGACACUUUAUACAAGUCUGUGUUGCUUGUUAUGGGUGCAUAACAAUGAAAAGAACGGAUUCUUUUAUCGGUUGAGUGGACGUUAAACCCCAUUUUUCUCUCUCUCUCGGGUUAAUCAGUGAAAGGGGAACUAACUCCAUUUUUGAUUCGUAGAAAUUUUUUUACUAUUCGGUUCAGUGAAUAAAAUACUGUUUCAACAGAUAUUUGUACAAUUAAAUCUAGCAAAUUGAAUGAAAUAGUGCAUGUUAGAGAGCCAGAAAUACAACAUUUGGUUGUGUUAAUUCGUCACACAGUUUAUGAAAGUCUUUGUUAGUGCCGCUAGUGGUUGGUUUUGGUGGAAAUCUAGUGCAUGUAAACAACGAAAAGGGAAAUAACUGCAAUUUUGAUUCUCGGAUUCAGUGCGUACUGUUUCAACCGUCACCUAUUAAAGGUUUUGUAAACAUACAUAUAUACCUAUUAACUUGCUUAUCUUUUCAUAUCAGAUAAACUUUGAAAUUAUGCAAUUUGUAUAUUAUAAUAAAGAAGCUUUGGAAUUUAAAAUAGACAUUGUAAGUCAAUAAGUCGCAGAACGAAAGUAAUUAAGUAGCCUGGCGUACGCCUCCAUUUUUAGACGAUAUCACCCAUUGGUGGAAACUGACUCAAGCUGACUUUAUCCCCCAACCAAACAGAAGAAGUGCUCGAAAAACUCCUAACAAUGGGUGACGCUAAUCCUUUGAUUUGUAGCAUAUGUUUAAACGAAUUUCGGGAACCAAAAAUAAUCAACUGUUUCCAUUCUUUCUGUAAAUCUUGUCUGAUAGGUUAUGUUGAUAGAUUUAGUAAAUAUGGGACGUUUGAUUGUCCUUUAUGUCGCUGUAAUAUUCCCCUUCCAGAACACGGUGUUGCAGGAUUUUCCUCAAAUUUUUACCUUGAACAGUCUAAGUCAGAAGGUAAAGAGAAUCUGCGAAAUUCAGUACACAGUGAGAAGAAUUUAGAAAAAGUUGCCGAAGCUGCCAAAGAUAGUGACGUAACAAGGGAUGAAACAAAGCAAGUGGAGAAAAGGUGUUCAGAGCACAAGAAAGAGAUAGAAUUUUACUGCAAGGACUGUUCGUUUCCUCUCUGUUGUAAAUGUUUAUUGAAGAAACAUAAGGAGCAUUCGUUUGUGGACAUAGACGAAGUUGUAGACGAGGCCAGGACGGGCCUAUUAGAUCUACAAAAGGAACUGGAAAAACACACCAAUAAACUUGAGAAACAUUCUGACAUCGUCAAGAGUAAGACAAAGGAAGUAAAAGAAUCCCUUCAAGGAAUCUUUGCGAAAAUUGAUGAAUAUGUUGAACAGAUCAACCGUGCUGCUACAACAGUAAGUGGUAGUGUUAAAGAUGAACUUCAAAAAAUGAGCGAAGACGAUUUAAAACGAAUUGAUGAAGCGGAUUUGAAAACUGAGAAUAUAAAAUUCGAGUUAAAAUCAAAACUGGAUAAGAUAUCAUAUAGUCUAAUGGACAGGUGUAAUGUUGAACUAAUCGAUUUGUUACCGAAGGCCAGGGCGCAAAUGAAGGAGAACCGACAAAUAAAAUUGAUAAAACCGGAAGUGACAACAACGGGCAUGCAAGAAAAGAUAACCCUGGAAACAAUGUAUCGAUGGUUGGGAGUUCAGUUAGAGGCACAGGGUUUAAAUGGUGGAGAUAAUGCCAACAGUCGAAAGCAAGAUUCGCCUACUUCGUCGAUUAAAUUUCUGGUCCUGGCAGAAAAAGUCAAUUCAUCCUUUGACGAAAUAGAUGUUAAGACACAAAUCCCUGCUCAAUAUCCGUGUCUGUUUAAAUAUGCCGAUAUUUUAGAUGGUUACCCGACCUAUAGUAAAGAUUUUCAUCUAGCAUUUACCAGUUGGUACAUAAGUAUAGUCAUAAGUAAAGGCAAGUUAUGGAUCAGCCUAUUUUUAGGGGAACUAAAGGAUCCCAAUAUUAAAUCUGUAACAGCAAAAUUCACUUUAACAUUAGUUAAUUACAAACGUGAUAAUGAGUCUAUUGGUGUAAGGGAUAUGAAAGUAUUUUAUCCGCCACAGCAGUUAAUUUUUGACAGUUAUGUUUGGAGAGAUGUCAUAGAUAGUGAACAUAUAAGAAAAGAGGCGAAAGGGUUCUUAGAUUCUCAAGAACGGGUUAAGAUACUGGUUACCAUUGCUAUGGUUUCUGUUGACAGACAACUCUUUUCUCUUUAAUUCGAUGCUCGUGAACUUUAGACCGACGUUUGAAGUUAUCAUGUAGUAUAGGAUGUGUGUGCCCAGUCUGACCUCCAGUCUAAGGGAAUACAUGAACUAUUAAUCGCUUGGUGUCGUCGGCUACCAAUUAAAUUAAUAGUAUUUUCUAUUGUUUUCAUGGACUGAAUCGAGGGAACAGCUGUGAGAUCAUUUUUCAUAAUGAUUAACAUAAUGAUUAUUCACGUGACCGACCAUUUUGAGCCAGUGAACAAAGGCUGUGAUUCUUAUCAACGACUAUUAUCUUUAGCAAUCAGUGUUGUGUUGUAUAGUAAAUUCCACCAUUGUGCAAAGGCACAGUGCUUAUAGUGUUUCAAUAUUAACUUAAAAAAUCUUAAUGAACGUAGAAUAUUCUCUCAACGUUAUCAAGUCAGUGAGAGAAUACCAUUCGAAACGUCGCCCAAUUAUAUUAGUAGCUGUUUUCGUGUGUUAUAGUUUAUUAUACUACCCUGUUACUAAAUACCUCUAAAAGAUUAUUAAAGAAAACUGAACGAAAAUUAUUGUUUUUAAAACUGCUUAUUUACCCAAUGCUACUAUAGCCACACCCAUGGAAGGAAGGUAGAACUACUAGUAUGGGAUGUUUAAUUAUUUUGAUACAUCCUGUAUUCUUGUCAUACUUUUUAUUUUGUACAACAGUUUUUAAAUUCCCCCCCAGUGAACUAAUUGAAAAGAUAACAAAAUUGGCUCAAUCUGAUUAAAACACAGAUCCUAUUUCGUUCCGUUUUUUAUAGUUUAAAAUUUCGUUUUACUUGUCUUGACUACACAAGGAUAGAUCUGGACGUUCUAGUUGAUGUAAGGAAUUAGCCUAUGAAACGGUCUGUUACGGCGAGUUCUUGGCGUGCUCUAAACGGAACUGUGAGUAAACGUCAACGCUGAUUGAUUAAUCAAUGUCUAACGCCAUAGGGUCAAAAGUCGCUCGCAUGACCCCUGACAUGACCCCCCCCCCCCUAUAACUUGCCAGAUCUUCAUGUAGUAGAGGCCCUCGAAAGUAUGAAAAACGAAACGAAAUAUAGAUCUGUAUUUUAACCAGAUUGGAAUUGGCUUCACUUUGAAAAUAAAUACAAAUGCCAAUCUAAUGCAGAUCUUGUUAUCCCAUCUGACCAAUUCAGCCCGCCCUUUGUCCGCCUAUGGCUCAUUUAAAGAUGCACUAUGGGAGAUGUUAAUAGAGAUUUGGCCUUUCUUGC
Patella vulgata (common limpet) is the source of this 4141-nucleotide messenger RNA. Its product is annotated as E3 ubiquitin-protein ligase TRIM7. The record is from RefSeq and is a predicted model, not a curated record. Gene Ontology annotation, cellular component: nucleoplasm; chromatin. The transcript has a single exon. Gene Ontology annotation, biological process: positive regulation of DNA-templated transcription. The coding region runs from base 1428 to 2921 and encodes 497 amino acids. NCBI's taxonomy places the organism in Eukaryota, Metazoa, Mollusca, Gastropoda, Patellidae. Gene Ontology annotation, molecular function: ubiquitin-protein transferase activity; zinc ion binding; protein binding.